This is a messenger RNA of Ruditapes philippinarum (Manila clam), 2291 nucleotides long. RefSeq lists its product as uncharacterized. NCBI's taxonomy places the organism in Eukaryota, Metazoa, Mollusca, Bivalvia, Venerida, Veneridae. The record is from RefSeq and is a predicted model, not a curated record. Bases 378 to 1976 code for a protein of 532 amino acids. The transcript is spliced from 3 exons.
UCAAGUUUGGUCACUUCUUGGUGCUUAUCUCAUGUCAAAGAUUGAAGUUGCAGUUGCAGGAAAAGUCUUCAUACUUUCUGCUCACCCAUCAAACACAUGGUGUCUCAAAUUAAGUCAAAUAAUACUUAACACAUAUAAGCAACACAAUAAAGAAUAUGUAAACAUAUAUUUGUGUGUUUAGCAGACAUUCAACAACAUGUGUAAUAUAUAUUUUAGAGAUUCUGAAGACAGGUGUCAAAGAUGAAGAUGCAGUCGACAUACACGACCCCCUUGAUGACGAUGAAACGUUAGAUCCAUUUCUCUGUUCGGGGACAGUAAAAAGCAUUAGAAAAUUAAUUGAAUCAAGAAGGCUGCCAAGACAAAGAAUACUUGAUGAGAUGUGCCAGAUUUUUGGGAGGAAAUCCAAAGCCAUAAUCGCCACAUGCAAGGCAAUUUGUGAACAUAUCAAAUCAAAACAUGUCGCUAUUGCAUAUGUUUGGGCUGCUUAUACAAUUGAAAACCCACAAAGAAUAACUUUUGUAAUAACUGUGAAGCACAAGUCAGAAGGUAGCAAAAGUAAAGAGCCUCUUCGUUUAGAGAAAUUGAUCCAGUAUUCAUUUGUUAAACAAUACGUUGGCGAUUUUAGCUUAGAAGGCUCUGAGGUAAUUAAGCAACAGGCUUCACAUGCUGCGAAAUUAGAUGAAGAAUUCUAUCAAAAUCUUCAGACUUGCAUUUCAAAACACUCUGAAAAUUUGAUGAAGAAGCACAAGUAUCUGUCAAUUAUAUCUGCAUGCUCAAAUAGAUCAAAAGGAUUUGGCGCUUCAUGGAAAUUGCUUCCUGAAAAGUGUAUCGUUUUCUAUGUCCAAAAAAAGAAUUAUAUUCCAAUUGAUGAAGAACCGUUUGAAACAAGUUAUGACAGUAUUCCAGUUGAUGUUAGAGAAGGUGUCUUUAUUCCGUACGGACAUACUGCCGGAGAAAAGCUAAAUCCUGUUAGGAUGGGAUGUCAAAUAGGUGGAGAUAGUUUUACAGGCACCCUUGGCUGUUUUAUAGAUCAUCCUCAAUACGGAGUUUGUGGGCUGACAUGCGCACAUGUACUUUUACAUUCAUUGAAGCUUGAGAAGUUGAAAUCAUUAGGUAGGAUGAAAUGGCCAUUGCAUGGUUUGUCCACAAAUGUUUAUCAGCCUGCUGAUAACCAGUCUGUAUUAGGAAACGUUGUUCAACUUAUCUGCAAAAAAGGCUCAGGCAAUACCUGUGGAAUGGAUGUGGCUCUGUUCAGAAUCAUAGACAGACAACCGAAAACGGCAAGUUUCCCUGACACAACGGCGAAUUCGGGAUCAGGUAUUCAGACAAUAAACUAUGACAGCUGGCGAAUGUGUUGUACAGAUUUGCUGUAUUUAACUCAGUAUCGUGUGGUGAAAUUUGGAUCGAGAACAGAAUUAAGAGAUGGAAAGAUAAAAUUUGGUGGUAUGGGAGUCAAAAAAAUAAAGAGUUGUCCACUUUUUUCAGGAUGUGCAACUAUAACAUUGUUUAACCAAAUUGAAGUUGAAAAUUAUACACCUGGCCUUCCUUUUGCUGACCAAGGCGACUCAGGGGCACUUGUCUUCGUUGUUGACAACAAUUCUCAACAUACAUGUAUAGGGAUUGUAGAGGGAGGUACAACAUACGGGACAGUGGUCGUUACUCCUAUUGUUCCUAUAUUAGAGGAACUUAACGUGCCUGGUUUAAAAAGUUUUGAAAAAGAAACGACUUUGUCGCAUAUCCAUGAUAACAUAAAUAACUUAGGAGCACAUAUAAACACAGUUGCUAGUGACGUUCAAAGCAUGCAUACUGAUAUUCAGGGCCUUCAAGGUAAUAUGCAGACUGUUUGCAAUGAUAUUCAGGGCCUUCAAGGUAAUAUGCAGACUGUUUGCAAUGAUAUUCAGAGCAUCAACAGCAACAUGCAAAAUAUGGGAAGUGCAGUUCAGCAAAUAAUACAUCUUUUAAAUCCUCCCCGCUAAGUUGCUGCACAGCAGUAUCCAUGAUCGAAAGAAUCACAUGGCUUAAAACAAUGACCAUAAUGAUUAUUUCGUGUUCAAAUAUUGCAUCCCAUGCUUUAUGCUUUUAAGAAUCUUAGUAAUCAGUUUCGUAUUUGCUGUUUGCUGUGAUAGAUUUUUGGGAUUUGGUUCCUGUGUGAAUAUUAUGUCUAAUACAAUGGUGAACAAUUAAAGUUGGUGUAGUAACUGUAUAGCUAAAGACACGGUACUCCUUAGUUACUUCAAUAUAUUUUGUUAACGCUUGCUAAAUGUUGUUUCCUAAUGAUUGUUAGACAGUAU